Aplysia californica (California sea hare) is the source of this 1785-nucleotide messenger RNA. Its product is annotated as kelch-like protein 40b. Gene Ontology annotation, molecular function: protein binding. Lineage: Eukaryota; Metazoa; Mollusca; Gastropoda; Aplysiida; Aplysiidae. The record is from RefSeq and is a predicted model, not a curated record.
UGACCGUAGGUUUUUUCUUUUUGUUUACUGUUGGCAAAAAAGCCAUGGGAAUUAUCUUAUGUUGUACCCUUCAAUAAUAUCUGUCAGCUUAACAUUUUGUUGUUUUUUACCCCCACAAAAUGAAUAUUUCCCAUUGUUCCCAACCUCAAUCUAGAAUCUAGAGUCUAGUCUAGUCUAGUCUAGAUCUAGUUGUUUACUUUCAAUUUCACAUUCAGUUUCGGUUUCAUAGCCAAGUUUUCACUUCUCUUCUUCGUCACUUAGAUUCUAGAAUCUAGAUCUAGAUUUUUUAGAUCUACUUCUUUACUUUGUCAAGUAAAGUCAGACCUCGACAGACACUGAACGACAGCACCCGUGAAAUUCGAGAAGCCGUCGGCCUACCUAGCCUGAUAUUCAAUCGUCAACAACUCUCAGCUGCAGUUAGACCGAGACAGCUUUCACGACUUUGAGGUGCAUGUUGAGGGAGAAACGUUUAGAUGUCAUCGCUUUAUCCUGAGCUCCUGCUCUCAUUUUUUUCGCGGCCUCUUCAACUCAGGAAUGAAAGAAAGUGAAACUGACAGCGUGGUUAUCGAAGAAAUAUCAAGCGAGACCUUCAGAGAUGUGUACGAGUUCAUAUACUCUGGUCGGAAUGUGGUGAACAGUGAGAAUGUGAGCCGUUUAUGUUUCGCCGCCAGUCAUCUCCUGAUAGAUGUGCUCAUACAAGAAUGUGAGUUGUACCUGCAGAAAAAUCUCACCCAACACAGAUGUGUGGAAGUAUUUAACCUUGCUAAAGUCCUCAACUCACAGAAAUUGUCUAGUUUAUCGUUUGAGAUGAUGAGAAAGAGGUUUAAUUUCAUUAGACGCACAGAAGAUUUUCUGUCCCUGGAUGAAUGUGACGUGAAACAACUGGUGGCAUGUGAGGAUUUGCCCAUCGACUCGGAAGACGAGGUUCUUGAAGCACUGCAGAGAUGGUGCUUGGUGGACUCUGAGAAAGACUGUCGACUGCAAGCCCUCAGUAACCUGUUACUAUCCGCAAGAACAUGUCUGGCCAGCAGUUCAUGCCUUCAAAAUCUACUGGACUUUGAUGUGGUUCGGAGUAACAAGGAAGUGACCAGAACUCUUCAGGAGGCUUUAAACUAUCACACACUUCCAGGUAGCCGCCAUAAUUACCUCCCGGCACAAGCCGUGCACAGAGAGGAAAGUACACAGCAGAAUGUACUGGUCGUUGUCGAACCUGGCUCAAAAGAAGAUGAAGAAGCAGAAAAAGCAGAAGAAGAAAAAGAAGAAAAAUCCCGUGUAUGUCAAGUUGUUGCUUUUGGAGAUUUUAUGUUUGGCCUGAACACAAACCACGCAGCCUUUUUGUAUGACUUGAAGACGGGGCAGUCUCAGUCACUACCCUCACUUGUCAAACCAGGGGGUGAUUACAAAUUGGUCUCGCAUGGUUUGUAUAUCUACGCUAUUGGGGGUGAUGAGUACGACAAUAUCGAACGAUUCCCUGCUCAAGAACACAUCGUCAACCCUGGAUCGGCCGAGUGGGAGCAAAUCGGCAACUUGGUGCAACCAGUGAGGAACACAGCGGUGAUGGUGGUCAACAACAGCAUCGUCGUCUUUGGUAAUGACAUGAGUUCAGAGCAGGCCACUGUGGUGCAGCGCUUCAAUCUUUUGACCAUGCGCUGUAGUCAGUUUCUGGACGAGAUGCCUGGCCAUGCCGAGUCGGCCGUAUGUCUGAGAGACAGAGACAACCACUUCCUGUUGCAACAGGAUGGCUCUCUAUGGCGUCUUGUGGCAUGCAAUGACUCGAAUCUGCAG